Armigeres subalbatus is the source of this 1861-nucleotide messenger RNA. RefSeq lists its product as uncharacterized. The record is from RefSeq and is a predicted model, not a curated record. NCBI's taxonomy places the organism in Eukaryota, Metazoa, Arthropoda, Insecta, Diptera, Culicidae. Bases 293 to 1153 code for a protein of 286 amino acids. The transcript has 5 exons.
UUGCUGCCAAAAUCCCACAGUCAGUAGUGAUCGAAACACUCGGUUGACCGUUUGGGAGAAAACUCGAUCCGUCCGCACCCAGGUGACGAACGCAGAAAGCAGUACAGGUUGUGCCAGCUCAGAGAAGACGAGUCAGAGUCUGUUGAACUUUUGACCUUUCGUCGCGCGAACUCGCUGUUUCAGGAUCGAUAGUUUGUUCCCGUCCGUUGGGUUCGUGUUUAAACUAGCUCAACUAGCCCCUAUCGCCUUCGUUACAAAUUAUUUCCCACACCGGUGAAAACCCACAGCAAAAAUGAGCCGCCGUCCCGGAUACCGCAGCCGCGUCUACGCCUCCAACCUGGGCAUGGUUGAGAACAACUACAAGGAGGCCCUGGCCCGGCUCGAGAAAAGCCGCAGACCAGCGUCGGUCGACCGCGAGCAAACCAGCCUGGGCCGUGCCUCGCCCCUGUCCAGCAAGCCACUGUUCGACUUCAACGGAGACGAGUUCGACGAGGAGCUGUCGCAGGCCCGUUCCCGUGCCUCCAAGGUCAUCCAUGAGAAGUCGGUCAUCGAUUCGCGCUCGGAGCGGCUACGCAGCCACAGCCUGGCCCCGGUCACCAGCGUCGCCCUGGAGAACGACUUCGACGAGCAGGUCCAAGCCACGUUGAACCGAAUCCGCGCAAGCAAGAACAUUCUGAAUCAGCUCCAGAGCGACGAUACACUGGAACAGGUUCGCAAUGAAACCCGAUCUAAGCUGAGCGAACAAACCGCCAAGAAACUGGCGGAAAAGUUGUCCAGCUAUGACGAUUCCAGCGAUCUCGCUUCCACCGAAAAGCAAUCCGUGAGGAAAACUCUCAAGAUUAGAGCAGUAACCGAUAGCAGCUCUUCGCUGGACUCCAAGAGUGCCCUCAAGUGGAAGGACGAAACGGCGGAAUCGUUCGCGGCGAAGCGAGCCAACGCCACCAGGGCCCGGCUGGCCGAUCUGGACCAGGAGAUGCUGGAUUUCGAGGAGAAACAGGCGGCCCGCGCUCGCCGGUCGGCCCAUCUGAAGAAGGUUCUCGCGGAAACGUCCUGCGAUGAUCUGAUCCCGGCCACCACCACCGAUCAGGCGGGAACCAAGGUGACCACCGGAAUGGUUCGAUUCAAGACACAGAAGAAGGUGGUUUCGUUCUAAGAGGAUUUUUUUUCUAGUGGUAGUAAAAAUAAAUUGACUUAUCAUUUUUUCUGAGAAUUCCUACUUUUUAAGUUAUCGUUUACUAUAAUGUAUAAAUUUUUGAACAUAUUUUUUAGGAUGUAAGCCCUUCACAUGAUAGAAAUCUUACAAGUGGCACUGAGCACUGUUAUACCCUGUCAAAAGCAACAAGCUUAGAAUAAUGUUAGAGAUGAGAAUGAAGAACAGAUGAUAUGAAGCGUUAUUUAUAAAUAGAACAGUGUUACUCGAGAAAAAAUUAACAAGGCAUAACAUUUUUAACCAAGGUAAACCGUGGCGGACGAUAACAAUAAUCUAUUUUAAUGAAGCAACUGUCCUUGCAUUGCGAGAUUGUUGAACUCUCUGAAUCACAGCACGUGUUCUUAGCUUUUUUUCUUUCGAGUAGACAGGCUGAAUCUGAAAUAAAUUACGAAAAACUAAAUAUUAAUUGCCAGCUAUUUCGUUUUUAUCAAAACACAUCUCGACAACGCGGAAAACAGUCCACAACAAGAGUUAUCAUUUAUAAUGUAUUUAUACUUACCUUCUGUCGGGCAUUAUAAUCAAUACUCAGCUCAAAACCGCAGUUUAGGCAAUACAAUAGCUACUACAAAUAUUACUUAUUCGUUGUUUUCUACUUUGUACUCCUUUUAUUUAUAUUUGCACCCUUAAAUAAAGAUUCAAAAAUACAUCACA